Paramisgurnus dabryanus is the source of this 1209-nucleotide messenger RNA. The record is from RefSeq and is a predicted model, not a curated record. NCBI's taxonomy places the organism in Eukaryota, Metazoa, Chordata, Actinopteri, Cypriniformes, Cobitidae.
AUGGAGUUGAUUUCUCUUCCUCUAGUUCUCUUGCUGAUUUCAAACAUCCUCUCUCAACAAACUGAAGAAAUACCAACAGCUCAAGUGUCUUUUAUGCCUGCUGAUCAUGUAUUCAGAGGAGAAACUGUCAAUCUCACAUGUGUCAUCAAUGGAGGAGGAGUCAGCAGCUGGCAGUACAGCUGGUAUAAAGAUUCAAUCAUCCAGCAGAAUAAAUUUCAGUAUUACACAAUCAAAUCUGCUACUGACUCUGACUCAGGUAAAUACACCUGUAGAGGAACAGAGACCAGAGGAUCACGAUACUCACACAUCAGUAAUGCAGUUACACUGACAGUAUCAGUCCCACGUACAGUUUUAAGUGUUUCUCCACAGCAGUGGUUGACUGAAGGAGAUUCAGUGACUCUGAUGUGUAGGGUUAGAAGUUCAUCUACAGGCUGGACAUUCAGCUGGUUCACUGUACAGAAUUUUGACUCUACAGUGAAUAAAGAUGUUGAUUAUGAGCUGGUGUCAAACAGCAGUGGAGGAUCUAAAGGCAUCUACACAGUGAGUUCAGUGACUGUGAAGCACACAGGAGUUUAUAUGUGCAGAGCAGAGAGAGGAGAUCCAGUCUAUCACACAGAGUACAGUAACACACAAACACUGUGGAUCACUGGUGUUUCUCCUUCAGUCUCUCUGGUCAUCAGACCCAACAGAUCUCAACACUUCUCAUCUGAAUCUCUCUCUCUGAGCUGUGAGGAUCACAGUAACUCUACUGGAUGGACAGUGAGAAGAUACACAGACAAACUGAACCCUUGUUCAUCAUCAGACAUGAGAUCUACAGGAACAACAUCUACAUGUACAAUCAGAUCUCUUCACACAUCUGAUACUGGAGUGUACUGGUGUCAGUCUGAAUCUGGAGAGAAACUUCAUCCUGUUAAUAUCUCUGUACACAAUGGAUCAGUGGCGCAGAAUCAGACUACAGGAGACAUGAUGAUCAUCCCUACAGUCUCAAAGUCACAUGAGGGUUUCUACUACUGUAAACACCCAGAGAGAGGAGAGUCUCCAAAGAGCUGGAUCUCAGUCAGAGAUAUACUGCAUGAUAACAUGUGUUUUAGUUUCAGGUGUUCAUCAGGAGAUGUUUGGGCUCAACAUGAUCACUUUUCUGCUGGCAGUUUGUCCAUAUCUGUUAGCGACAGUCGUGCUGGUUGUCAAAUGCUACAGAUUGAGAGGUGA